GUGAUUUCGUAUCGUGAAGUGUCGUCGCAAUGCACAUUAGGCUAGGCCCGUAUGAAGAAGCCACAGUGCUGCAAGAGCAGUUGGACACUUUCGACCGGAUAGAAAUCGUGCACGAGCUGGAGCUCACAAACUGCGUGGUGGCGGACCCGGACGACCUUUGCCGGUGCAUAAUACGCUGCACGCAGCUGCGCAAGCUUUGCUGCCUCUCGUGCGGGAUAAGGGCGAGCGACCUCGUACGCUUCAUUCUACCGAAGCUCGCGCACUUGAGCCAUCUUGAGUGCACGCUAGACGAAAGUGCGGACAACGACGAGGCUUGGAGGGUUCGCGACGCGGUCCAGCACUCUGUCGGUUUCGCCAGGACACUUCAUCACCUGUACAUCGAAGUUGCGGACCUACUUCGCUUCCGAGUCCUCACCGACAUAAUGAAGAUAUGCCCGAGUGUGAUUGACCUACACGUCCACAUUCUGCGCGGGGAACUGAGUGCGGCGGUUGCCAGGAUGGAAAGUUUAUGGUGCCAUAUUCGAAGGACGGAAUGCUACAAGAUCACAUCUGAAGUGCCGCCAAGGGUGCAGCGCGAACCCUAUACCGAGAGGCCAUUGGAGGAUCUCCACUUCCGUGACUGCGCCAACGUCUGCGGCAACUUGCUUUUUCGUCGACAUCCGCCCUACAGAAACUGCACUCGCUUACGAGAUCUCGCGGUUUGUACCGAACCGCUGCACCCCACGGAUCCUGUGAUCGUGGUGAUCAAUAACGACGAUACGACGCCCGUGCAAAUGCAAAUACGCGAUGCGGGGCUGCGGAACCGCUGGUGUGACGUACGCAGCCUGUGUCUGGUCCUUGUAGGGGAAGACGUUCCUCACAUGGAAUUUGCACGCGCCGGCGGUGACUUCCAUAGCGGACUUGUGACCUUCUUCGGGUAUUUCAAGAGUGGGCCCGGCGGCAUUAAUCACCUGAAGGAAUUGAACAUGAGCUCGUUCCACUUCGAAGACGAAACAGAUUUCACGCAAGUACUGAGCGAAGCCGGGCUGACGACGCUUACGGCGCUGUGUGUCACACCGUGCGGCAUUUGGCACGAAGGGGCGCUGGAACGGCUGGCAACCACUUGCAUCGAGCUGGACGACCUCGACGUCCGUGCCUACAAUGAUUCUCGGAUGUGCUUACGCUGUUGGCAGCCCCUAGACCUAAGUCCCGCGGCCGCCAUACAAUUGAGCCUGAACAGAGGUCGGCUCACGUUUUGUAACGUGGUGGAUUUUGCUUCGCUGGAUUUCCUGAGAUACUGCCCUAGAAUUUCCGAGCUUCGCAUGGCUGGCAUGUGUCGUGAUCCGAUGACACGCAUAAAGAUCCUGGCUGAUAAGUUAGAUCAAAAUGUGUUGCUGCGCUGCCUCGUUCUCAGUUUCGACGGCAUGCUCUUCGACGAGGACAUGUGUGAGAGCUUGGAAAAGCUCGAAUGUCUGCGGUUCCUGUGCCUGCAAACGGCAAUUCGGCACGACAUAUCCGCCGUACGGAGCUUCAUUGAAAGGGUGACGUCGGACCACCCGUUGACGCUUGAAAUAGUACACCUGCAUUUCACGGACAACGAAAUGGGCUACCCGCAGCGAUACACGUGGGUGCGCGGGCCCGAGUCAGUCGAGCAACUUCGUCUGGGUGACGAGGCGCCUUCACCGGAUCCGCAAGAGCAGCAAGGCCGCGUGUUUACCGACAGACCAUGCGUGAUUUGUUCGACGGCGGCUUUCAUCGGGCUCGUGAAACCCCACAACCGAGGCUCCAGGACGCAAGUGUAGGCUGUCUCGCGGCGUUUCAGCAAUGCUAUGGGCACUUUCACCUGGUAGUAUCACUUUUGCGUACAAUAAACCGCUAAAUUCCUUUCUAACCAAGUUUUUAAAGCGAAACCUUAUAUUCGAACCCUCCGAGCCAUUGC
Dermacentor silvarum is the source of this 1918-nucleotide messenger RNA. RefSeq lists its product as uncharacterized. Bases 30 to 1781 code for a protein of 583 amino acids. The transcript has 2 exons. The record is from RefSeq and is a predicted model, not a curated record. NCBI's taxonomy places the organism in Eukaryota, Metazoa, Arthropoda, Arachnida, Ixodida, Ixodidae.